AUGGGUUGUUGUUUAAAAAUAUUCUAUUUUACUAAGUAAUAAGCAAAGUAGAAUUAUGUUGCUCUAAACUCCUUAAAUAAUCAAACUAAUUAAUAGAAAUAAAUUUAGAUUGAUUUAGAAUCUCAACAAAACAACUAAUCAAAUCAGAAUUAUAAUCAUAACACGUUCAAUCAUAAUAAUAGGAAAAAUAUUAGUCAUUUUGAUGGUGAUGAUAAUCAUGAUAAUGACAAUGAUGAUAAUGAUAACGAUAAUCAAAACAAUGAUGAUGAUGAUAAUCAUUAUGAGGAUAAUGAUAAUAAUAAUAGUAAUAAUGAUCAAGAAGAUGAUGAUAAUAACUAAAAUAGCGAAUUCGAGGUCAAUAAUAAUGAAACUAAGAUCUAAUGUUUAAUAGAUAAAUUAGUAUAAGGUUAAAUUGAAAUAUCAAAUUAUAUUAUGGAAAAAAAUCAUAUAAAAAAUAUAUAUGAGCUUUCGUAAAUAAUACGUAGAUGUGUAGGUAUAGAUAAAUUAAAUAUAAGACUUAAUUCUAAUGAUAUUUCAGAUAAAGAUUGCGAAAUAUUAACACAAGGAAUAUCAAAUUGUACCAAUUUAAUAUCCUUAUCACUUCAUUUAUAGUAAAAUUAAAUUGGUGAAAUUGGAUUAAACUCAUUAGGAAAAGAAAUAUCCAAAUUAGAAAGACUUAAAACAUUAAGUUUAUGUUUAUUAAGUAAUAUUAUAAAUAAGAAUGGAAUAUAAAAAUUAUUUUUAGGAAUUUCAUAAUGCACAAAUUUAGAUUCACUUACUAUUGAUCUUCAGAAUAAUAAUAUAGGCGAGAAUGAUGAUUUUGAAUUAGGUAAUGGAAUUUCUAAAUGUGGUAAUCUCACAUAUUUAAAUCUUUAUCUAUUCAAAAAUAAUCUAUCAGAUAUUGGUACUUCAAAUUUAGCUAAAGGAAUUUCUAAAUGUUAAAAAUUAACCUCUUUAGAAAUUGAUCUAACCGAAAAUAGUAUUGGGGAUGAAGGAUUUUUAAACUUAGGAGGAGAGAUUUCUAAAUUAAAAGAAUUGAAUUUUUUAGGUAUUAAUCUAAAAAAUAAUAAUGUUGGUGACGUCGGAAUUCAAAAAUUUGGAGAAGUUAUUUUAUCAUUUGAUAAUCUGACUUCUUUAAUUAUUUCAGCUUCUUUAAAUAAAAUUACUAAUAUUGGAUGCUAAAAGCUACUUCAUUCAGUUUCACAAUGUAAAAAGCUGACUCAACUAGAAUUUUAUUUUAGUGAUUAUAAAGAUACAGAAAAUGAAAUUUAAAAGUUUAAAGAAACUUUUUCACUAUGCUAAUAAUUAACUCAUUUAAGCUUAGAACUUUCAUAAAGUUUAGAUAGCAAGGAUGAUAUUAAAGUACUAUCAUAGGAGCAGUGA
Messenger RNA from Tetrahymena thermophila SB210, 1383 nucleotides. Its product is annotated as aldo/keto reductase family oxidoreductase. Gene Ontology annotation, molecular function: GTPase activator activity; small GTPase binding. Gene Ontology annotation, cellular component: perinuclear region of cytoplasm; cytosol; nucleus. The record is from RefSeq and is a predicted model, not a curated record. The transcript is spliced from 2 exons. Gene Ontology annotation, biological process: activation of GTPase activity; nucleocytoplasmic transport. Lineage: Eukaryota; Ciliophora; Oligohymenophorea; Hymenostomatida; Tetrahymenidae.